ACCUGCGUAGGCUCGCCACUCCAUUUCGCUGCUCGCAACUCUUUGAGGAAAUGCCUCAUGCUGUUGAUUAGGUUGUAAUUUCCCCCUGCCUACUAACGGCCUGGCUGCCCCAGAUUAUCCUUGCGUAGCCAAAGCUUAAAUUCCCUCUCUCCCAUCUCAGAGAAUGCAUCGCUCGGGCGUCCGGACCCGGCCCGUCCACCAGCAUGUCUAGCUCCAGCACUUCGCCCGAAGAAGUAGGCGAUCACGAUGUCAAUGACACCCUCGACAUCGCCAUCAUCAUUUCCUCCGCCAUCGCCGUCUAUAACGGCCUCGAGCUAUCCAUCUACCUCCCCUCCACCUUCCACCGCUAUCGCAGCCUCUACUUCUGGUCCAUGAUGACCUCCGCCCUCCUCGGCGUCAUCCCAGCCUCCAUCGGCGGCGUCCUGCAGUUCUUCGGCCGCCAUCCGCUCUGGGUCAGCAUGAUCCUACAAAACGUCGGCUUCAUCCUCAUGGUGCCAAAUCAGUCGGUCGUGCUUUACUCGCGCCUGCACCUGAUCUCGCCCGAUAAGAUCAUCCUCCAGAUCGUGCGGUGGCUGAUUGUGGGCUGUCUAGUGCUGAUAUGUAUCCCGACCAUCACACUCAAUUCCGGCUCGAGUUACCUCCCCCAUUCACCACAGUGGGUCCGGGCGUACUUCAUCAUGGAGCGGUUCCAGAUAACCUGGUUUACCAUCCAGGAGUGUUUCAUUUCAGGCGUGUACAUCUACUACACAACACAGCUGAUCCGACUCGUCCCGAGCGACGACAAGCGGCGGCAUAAGAUCCUGCUCCAGCUGCUGGUCAUUAAUGUGAUUGUGAUUGUGAUGGACUUGGUGCUUGUUGUUCUGCAGUAUUUGAAUUAUUAUUAUACGCAUGUGAUUUUUAAAGCCACUGUGUAUAGCGUCAAGCUGAAGUUGGAGUUUGCGGUGUUGGGCAUGUUGAUUGCGAUGGUGCAUCGGCGCGGUUCCGAUGAGUUUUGGGAGACGGGGCAGUCGCCGACGCACUUUUCGUGAUAUAUAUAAUAAAUAUUGUCACUG
Molecule: messenger RNA, 1052 nt
Organism: Aspergillus calidoustus
Lineage: Eukaryota; Fungi; Ascomycota; Eurotiomycetes; Eurotiales; Aspergillaceae
Source: the annotation of a GenBank genome assembly